CAAAAAUGAAUCUGACAGUGAUUGGAUUUCUUCCCAACUGGUGCCCGGUGGGGAAGGAGAGCUUAUCUUGAGAAAGCUAGUGGACUGUUUUGUCUUGUUGCAAUUUAAAGACACUAAUUCAAGGUAUAUCCAAAUGCCAGAAGAAAUCUAUUCUAUUUUGCAAUCAUUAAACAAUCAGAAUCCUUUGUUCUUGAAAAAAUCUGGGAAAGGGUUGGUUGAACCGCCAAAUACUGAGCUAUGGCAUAAUUCUGUACACAUUGAUUUAGCAGACAAUAAGCUAUCUGAGUUACCCUUGACCCCAAAUUGUCUUGAACUCAAAGUGUUAAUGUUAUACAACAAUGACAACUUGACAAAAAUCCCAUCCCUUUUCUUCUUCAAAAUGCCCAUUCUUUUCUUCCUGGAUUUAUCCUACACCAGUAUAAAAGAACUGCCAAGCUCCUUUUUUGAGUUGGAAUAACUUAGAGAACUUUCUAUGAAAGGUUGCGAGCGCUUCAAGAAACUACCUCCAGAGGUUGGAAGACUGAAGAAACUUGAGAAGCUUGAUCUUGACAAGACUCAAAUCAUACAUUUGCCAGCAGAGAUCCAAGAGUUGACCAAUCUCCAAAGUUUGACACUUUGUUUAUAUGAGUAUCGUGGCAAGAAAAGCAAACAAUAUACUAGCUCAACAAUUGUUCCUUUUGGGGUGAUUUCCAAACUUCAGGUGUUAAAACAUUUAAGCAUUGAUGUAAACCCCAAUGAUGAGAGAUGGCAAGAGAAUGUACAAGUUAUUCUACCAGAAAUCUUGGCAUUGCAUUGCUUGGAAACUAUUAGUUUAUACAUUCCAGAACCAAAACUUCUGAAUCUUUUGCCAGCUCACAUUUUUAAGCUUGAUUUUAGAUUCAUUGUUGGCCAACAUAUGUCACGAAUCAUAUCAGGUGCGCUACCCUCAGCUGAAGAAAAAUUUAAACAGAGUGAGUGUAGCUUAAUGUUUGUGAAAGGUGUUGAUGUCCCUCAUGAAAUAAAAGAUGUUGUCAGAUAUAGCAAGGCUUUAUUCCUAGAUCGACACUUGACCAUCAAAGAUCUUUCUGUAUUUGGCAUGACAAAUAUAGAGCAAUUACAAGUGUGCUUAUUGGCUGAGUGUAAAGAAAUGCAAACAAUUGUUGAUGGAAGAUACUCAAGAAGUGAGGAUAUAUUUCCUUGUUUGCUAUUAUUGAGCGUAUCCUACAUGAAGAAUCUAAGAAGCAUUUGUGAAGGAGAAAUUCAUUCCAGUCACUGUUUUGGUAUGUUGAAGUCCUUGACAUUGCACAAUUGCCCCAAGUUAUCAACUAUUUUCACCUUGAAUUUUAUAAGCAAUCUUUCACUCUUAAAGGUGCUUGCAGUCAAAGGUUGUCCAAAAGUAAGUGCUUUAAUAUCUUGUGGAUCGUCCAAACUCAAAGCAGGAACUUUUCUCUCAAAAUUGAGAACAAUGAUACUUAUCCAUCUUCCUGAGCUGAUCAGCAUAUCCAAUGGAUUACACAUGGGUCCAAGUUUGGAAAAUAUUGGAAUUUAUGAUUGCCCUAAACUUCAGAGCUUUUCCAAGAUGGAAUUGUCAAGCAAAAAUUUGAAAAUCAUCAAAGGAGAAACUAAGUGGUGGGAGGCACUAACAUGGAGUGAAGCAGAAUGGGGAAAAAUAGGUCAGCCAUCAAUGUUUGAUAGCAUAUUUUCCCCAAUCAAUCAAGAGGCUGAUAUUAUAAGUCAAUUAGAUUUCAAUGAUGAUAUUGAUGAUAGUACAGGUGGGAUGGUGGAUGAGCCAUUGCAGGCUUCUAGUGAGAGGGUCUUCAAGGGCACAAAGCUAAAUGCCAACAGGCCAACACCAUUACAACUUGGAAGCAGAAAAUCUGUUAUGAAUUCAGGAAAGACGCACAUUCCAAGGCCACCCGUAUUAAUACAUAGUCAUAAAAGCAGUGGACCUGCCAAAAAUAUAGACACAAACCCAUUAGAGGUUUUCCAUUCAAGAGGUUCAAGUGGAGCAUGCCCUGUGGAACAGCCCUUGUUAUGGACAACACUUGCAACAACUCACUAAAGACUGAUACAAAUUAGAUGUAACUUUGUAUAUUCCAGGCUUGUGGGCGG
Molecule: messenger RNA, 2091 nt
Organism: Prosopis cineraria
Lineage: Eukaryota; Viridiplantae; Streptophyta; Magnoliopsida; Fabales; Fabaceae
Product: disease resistance protein At4g27190-like
Exons: 3
Coding region: 473-2041 (522 amino acids)
Source: RefSeq, a predicted model, not a curated record